GUGGGACUAGGCGGGCUGCGCGCGCAGAAGGCGAAGUUGGGGGCGUUCAAGAUGGCUGCGGCCCUGCUCCCGGCCGUGCUGCGGCGCUGGAGGGUCGGCGUCCAGGCGGGCUGCGCGCUCCGGCGGCUGAGCCAGACCCAAGGGCCUCCCAGUUAUCCCAGCUUCGUGGAGUGUGUGGAUGAAUACCAGUUUGUGGAACGCCUGUUACCCCCCACCCGCGUUCCAGACCCCCCGAAGCAUGAACAUUAUCCUACUCCAAGUGGCUGGCAGCCCCCCAGAGACCCUCCACCCAACCUGCCUUACUUUGUGCGGCGCUCUCGGAUGCACAACCUCCCCGUCUAUACCGACAUCACCCACGGCAACCGUCAGAUGACUGUGAUCCGGAAGGUGGAGGGAGACAUCUGGGCCCUGCAGAAGGAUGUGGAAGACUUUCUGAGCCCACUGCUGGGGAAGCCCCCGAUCACCCAGGUCAAUGAGGUGACAGGCACCCUGCGGAUCAAGGGCUACUUUGACCAGCAGCUAAAAGCCUGGCUCUUAGAGAAGGGCUUCUGAGGCCUGGCCGAGCAGCCUACACAACAGCAUCCCCCACAGACCGGAGUCCAGGGGACCUCAGGAGGGAGGCGGUGUUGAGGCAACUAGGAUUGGGGUACGGACUAGGGUGAGGGCUGAAGGGCUCUGGAGCAGACUGCUUGCCUACAGGGGGAAACAGGACCGUCUGCACAGAUGCCAGCACUGAGGCAGGGCUGUCUUAACAUGGAGACCCACUACGAACAGCUGAGGUAGUGGGGGCAUUAGUUGCUGUCCCCCUGCCCCUGAUUUUGGUCUAUUCUUGCUUUUUCUUCAUUGGAGCUUCUUGGGUCAGUUAUUCAAAUUCUGGAGGCUGUUGGCUGCCCCUCUGGUGUUUAGGGGAGGGUAGCACAGGACAGAAGCACUGGGGACCUGCCUUCCUUGGUCUUAGACUUACUGCUGCACACAUUCCAAGCUCUUCCUCCAGCCAGACCUGGCUUGUGGAGGCUGCGGAGAACACAGAUGACGGACAUGGGUCCUGGGAGCCUUCCGUUACGUGUGCAGCGCUGGCACAGUGCCCUUGUCAGCCGGAGCUCAUCUUUCCUUCCCAGGGAGAGGCCGAGGCACAUUACGCCUGAUUGGGUUUCCAGCUGCAGUAAUUAGUGCUUCGCUGCAGCUGAUUUGCCCACAAGGGGUGCUUGGGAGCUCCUAGCAGCCCAGCAGGUGGCAUGCUUCCCAGCUUGAUGACCUGGUAUCAAGGCUGGACCGGGGGUUUGCAGGCAUGAGGACGCUGGCCUUUUGCCCCUGCCAUCGCCAUCCAAUGAACCUUCACACUUGUAAUGAGGGCGGAAAACCCACCCCACCCCAGAAUCAGACUUAAGUCAGGGUUCAGUGCUUAGCUUUCUCUGGACUAAGGCAGGGCACUUCACCUUUUGGAGCUGUUUUAUAUAAUGUGGGUAUAUCUUCCUAAUCGUUUAAUAACAAUGCGCCAAGGACAGUGCUGGGUUGUCUAAAUAAACCCUCAUCCCUGAAGAUUCCGGGCCACUCUCGUCUACAGCCUGAGCAAGAAAAUGGAGCCCAGCUCACUGAUACUGACACCGGAUCUACCAAUUGUUAAUGCAAGCUUUUAUUUGGCUGUAUAUACAAUUCAAGCUAUUAAAAUUUGUACAAUAUUUACAAAUUAAAUAAUCAUCUGAAA
This is a messenger RNA of Pipistrellus kuhlii (Kuhl's pipistrelle), 1705 nucleotides long. It is a transcript of the gene MRPL49, whose product is annotated as mitochondrial ribosomal protein L49. The record is from RefSeq and is a predicted model, not a curated record. Lineage: Eukaryota; Metazoa; Chordata; Mammalia; Chiroptera; Vespertilionidae. The transcript has 4 exons. Gene Ontology annotation, biological process: translation. Gene Ontology annotation, cellular component: ribosome; mitochondrial large ribosomal subunit. Gene Ontology annotation, molecular function: structural constituent of ribosome. Bases 52 to 552 code for a protein of 166 amino acids.